AUGACAGAUGCCCACACUGCUCGGACGAUCGUCGGAAUCAUCGGAAACGUGAUCUCCUUCGGCUUGUUCUGCUCUCCAGUACCAACGAUGAUAAAGAUAUGGAAGAUGAAAUCAGUGUCGGAGUUUAAGCCAGAUCCGUACAUAGCUACGGUUUUAAACUGCAUGAUGUGGAGUUUUUACGGACUUCCUUUUGUUCAACCCGACAGUCUCCUCGUCAUCACGAUUAAUGGAACUGGUCUUUUCAUGGAACUCGUUUAUGUCACCAUCUUCUUCAUCUUCGCCACCUCUGCUGUCCGCAGAAAGAUCACAAUAGCUAUGGUGAUUGAGUUGAUAUUCAUGUCGGUGGUGAUCUUCUGCACUCUGUACUUUUUGCAUACAACAAAACAAAGAUCUAUGCUUAUCGGGAUCAUGUGCAUUGUUUUCAAUGUUAUCAUGUAUGCUUCGCCUCUGACCGUAAUGAAACUUGUGAUAAAGACAAAGAGCGUGAAGUACAUGCCGUUCUUCCUGUCAUUAGCCAGCUUCAUGAACGGUGUCGUUUGGGUCAUCUAUGCAUGUCUUAAAUUUGACCCAUAUAUUUUGAUACCAAAUGGUCUUGGAUCCCUCUCAGGAUUAGUACAGCUUAUAUUAUACGCAACUUACUAUAAAACAACUAACUGGAACGAUGAAGAUGAAGAUAAAGAAAAGCGGUUUUCUAAUGCUGAAAUCGAGCUUGGCCGAGCUUGA
This is a messenger RNA of Eruca vesicaria subsp. sativa (arugula), 723 nucleotides long. Lineage: Eukaryota; Viridiplantae; Streptophyta; Magnoliopsida; Brassicales; Brassicaceae. The record is from the annotation of a GenBank genome assembly.